Rotaria sp. Silwood1 is the source of this 1371-nucleotide messenger RNA. Lineage: Eukaryota; Metazoa; Rotifera; Eurotatoria; Philodinida; Philodinidae. The record is from the annotation of a GenBank genome assembly.
AUGGCUAAUACUAGUGGUUCUUUACCACCAUACUCUAUCGUGCCGAAAAAACUGGGGAAUGACUCUUCAGCAACAACGAGUCCAAUUUUACCUAACGCGGCGCGAACACCAAUAACAGUCAAACUUAAAAUUGAUAGUUCGACGAGAAACAACAGUAGUGCAUACAGACAAGUUCUGGAGACAUGUCUCGAACUCACGAAAAAGCGAGGUAUUCAUUCUGUUAAUGCUAUGAAAGCUGCUGGAUUUCGAUAUACUGGUAUAGGAGAUGCAGCUUGUUGUGACAAGUGCCAGUUAGAAGUGACCAAUUGGAAAGAGAACAUGGAUCCUUUUACAAUUCACUCUCAGCGUAGUCAAAAUUGUUCAUUUGUUUGUUCAAUGAAAUCAUCCAUUGUAGCCAAUGCUUCUCUUUCGACUUCUAUAUCUUGCACGACUCCAGGUCGUGCUACGAUGGAAUCAACUGAAAGAGAACAACCUUCGAAACGUCAAAAAACUGAUGUUUGGAAUGACACAAGUUAUUCGUACCAAUUUAUAGAAGUGAAAAUACUCAAAGAAGUUCGUUUUCGAACGUUUUCCCAUUGGCCUCAUUCUGCGUCACCGUCUCGAACACAAAUGAUCGAAAGUGGAUUUUUCAGCUGCAAUGUCGGAGAUCGAGUCAUCUGUUUAUAUUGUAAUCUCAUAAUUCAACAAUGGACACCACAUACAGAUGAUCCGUGUGAAGUACAUAAAAUUCUUUCUCCUCAAUGUCCAUUCGUGUUGGGCAUGCUGAUACGCCCUAUGACUGCUUCGAUAUUAAUUGUAAACGAAAGUUCAGCUAGCAAUCAGUCAGUCACAGGGAUGACGAUCAAUGCAUUUCGUUCCAAUGGAAUUGUUCUGACUGCCGCUUGUAAUGUUGCUUAUAUAGAGAUUCCCAAGCGUCAUGCAUCAUUUGCUACUUGGCCUAAUGAGGCUCUACCUUCUGUAGAUGAUCUCGUUCGCGCUGGUUUUUUCUAUACGGGUACUCGGACCGUCGUUACAUGCUUUUAUUGUAACGGAUCACUUCAGAAUUGGGGUGCAAAUGAUAACCCAAUGAUUGAACAUGCCCGCUGGUUUCCACAUUGUUUAUAUGCUAAGCAACUGUGUGGAGAUGAUAUGUAUCGGAAAAUUCAAGAAUCCAAACGAAUUGCACAAGAACGUGUCAGGGCAGCCGAUCCGGCGAGAAAUGUCUCAUCGAGCAGUCAAAAAUUGCUGAUACCGGAUGAAAACACAUUAUCACGUCUUGUCGCUGCCCGCUUGGAUUUGCCAAUUUCCCAAAGUUUACUCGAUCGAGAUUUCAAACUAUCGAUCAUCAAACGUUGCUGGGAAGAUCAACUUCGAUUGAAACGUAUGGAUUGA